AUGGCCAGUAAAAGAAAAGCGUUAAGCAUUAGAGAAAAAGCUUAUGUGAUACAUGCGAUUGAAAAUGGAGAAAAGAAAAGCGACGUCGGAAGACGUCUUGAACUAAGUCAUUCAACUGUUGCUACAAUUUGGAAAAAUAAAGAGGCAAUUCGGCGGGCGGAACUGGAGGGAAAGUCUUCUAAAAAAUUAAGGAAGCCAAAAUUCGAAGAGUUAGAUCAAGCGAUUUUGUCGUGGUUGAAACAGCAGCGCAAGAGUAAUAUACCAAUCUCGGGUCCGAUUAUUAAAGCAAAAGCUAAGAAGCUCGCUGAAAAACUUGGCAUCGUUAAUUUUAAAUCUUCGGAAGGUUGGUUGGGUAAAUUGAAGCACCGUCACAAUAUAAUCUAUGGUAAAAUUAAUGAUGAAGCGCUGGACAUUGAUACGAAUGUGACUACCAGUACCGGUGAAUCUGAGCCACCACCAACAAUUCAACAAGCGCUCGAUGCUGUUAAGAUAAUUGAGAAAUUCUUAUUGUUCAAUCAAAAAAGUUUCACCGCAUAUCAAGAGAUGGCGAAAUGUAUAACAAAGAUCAGACAAAGUUAA
Molecule: messenger RNA, 579 nt
Organism: Leptosia nina
Lineage: Eukaryota; Metazoa; Arthropoda; Insecta; Lepidoptera; Pieridae
Source: the annotation of a GenBank genome assembly